This is a messenger RNA of Funneliformis mosseae, 1398 nucleotides long. The record is from the annotation of a GenBank genome assembly. NCBI's taxonomy places the organism in Eukaryota, Fungi, Glomeromycota, Glomeromycetes, Glomerales, Glomeraceae.
AUGUCUGCAAUUAGCGGUAAUUCCAACAUUAUUAUAGAUCAUCCACGCGAGCCUCUACAUUUGUUAUCUCUAAGAGUUAUGAGACAAGCAAAUUCUUUAACAAGCAAAGAAGCCGGGAAUAGGUCACAGGCGGAAACCUUGGAUUCAAAAGUGUCACCUUCAAGAAUUUACAUGAGUGACCUUAGCGAAAGCGAAUUUUUGUCUCCAUCCUCAAUAUCUUCUAACUCGAUUGAUAAUAUUUAUUUAGGUGCAACUUUUGACAGUUACCUUAUUGUAAACAAUGAUUCAACUUUUGUUGCACGCAAUAUCGGUAUUAAGGCCGAACUUCAAACGAGUUCACAACGGUUACAAUUGGCGGAUACUUCUUCCAAACCGAUUCCAAUUGCUGAACCACUUAAAGCAUGUGAAUUUGUGAUAAGGCAUGAGAUCAAAGAGUUGGGUUUACAUAACUUAGUAUGUAUGGUUCAAUAUACAACAGAUGAAGGGGUUAAAAGGAGCUUUAGAAAGUUUUACAGAUUUCGAGUUUUGAAUCCUUUCGCAGUAAAAACUAAAGUUAAUAAUAUGGGAGAUGGAACGGUGUUUCUGGAAGUUCAGAUUCAAAACGUAGCAGAGAGAUUAAUGUAUUUGGAGAAGAUGGGUUUUGAACCCGGUGAUGUUUUUAAUUAUCAAGAUUUAAAUUAUGUGAUAUCCGAUGAAGAAAUAGAAGAGAAAGAACUUGUAAAAGUUAAUGGAAAUUUUAAUGAGAAAAUCAAUAAAGAAUCUAAUAUUGAAGAUACUGAAAAUAAUGAAGAUCAAAAUAAUGAAGAUUUGAACGUUAAAAAAGAAGAUGUCAAGUCAACAAAGGUAUCAAUAGAACAAGAAAGUAUUUUUGGAGAGAACAGUUAUUUAAACCCGCAAGAUAUUCGUCAAUACUUAUAUAUGUUAACCCCAAAACCCGAGAUAGAUGAUAAACUUGGUCGGACGACAAAUGCUCUUGGAAAACUUGAUAUUGUCUGGCGUUCAAACCAUGGUGAAACUGGGCGUUUACAAACAAGUCAAUUGACACGUAAACCUCCGGCGUUGGAUGAGAUCGAACUUUCCGUAACAUCCGUUCCACCUUUGAUAGAACUCGAGGUUCCGUUUAAAUUAGGAUGUCGAAUAAGGAAUCGAACAUCAUCUACUUUAAAAGUUGUGAUAACAGCAGUUAAGACUAAAAUGGGUUCUGUAUUACUUAGUGGUCCUUCUGUAACGAAUUUGGGUGAAUUAUCAUCAGAUUCUUUUGUUGAAUUUUCUUUAGAAUUUUUCCCAUUAAGUCCUGGGUUGCAAAGAGUUGGUGGUUUAAAAGUGACUGAUAAAAAUUCUGGUUAUACUAAAGAAAUAGAUCAUUUUACAGACAUUUUUGUUUUAUUUUCAAAAUAG